Armigeres subalbatus is the source of this 2187-nucleotide messenger RNA. RefSeq lists its product as uncharacterized. Gene Ontology annotation, molecular function: nucleic acid binding. The coding region runs from base 1 to 2187 and encodes 728 amino acids. Lineage: Eukaryota; Metazoa; Arthropoda; Insecta; Diptera; Culicidae. The record is from RefSeq and is a predicted model, not a curated record. The transcript is spliced from 3 exons.
AUGAAACAUCAUUCAAUGUUGCAUUCUAACACCGUGAAGUCGGAUAACAGUGAAAACAAGGCAAGUGGUUCGAGAGCUGUCACUAAUCAUCACACCGGCGGCAAGGCAUCACUUUUUCGCAUUCUCCCGGUCACUCUUCAUGGCAACAAUUGUUCCAUAUCAGUGUUCGCUUUCUUGGAUGAUGGUUCGGAGUGUACUCUCGUGGAAGAUGAUGUGGUGAAAAAGCUGGGAGUGGAAGGACGAUUAAGCAGUACGAAGCAUAAGCUGGUAGAUGUACGUACAGUGAGCAAGUUGGAUCUGCCACGACAAAGUAUCCAGUAUGCGAAGUUGGCGGAAACAUGUCCAUACUUACGAGGACUUCCCGUUCAAGAUUUUGAGAAAGCCGUUCCGUGCAUUCUGAUUGGAGACGACAAGGACAACGCUCACGUCACGGCCACUUUAAAAUUGCGUGAAGGACAACCAGGCGAGCCAGUAGCUGCGAAAACCAGGUUGGGUUGGACAAUUUACGGAAAGAAUUCGUGUAAAUCGGAGAGUCCAGCUCAUAUUUUCCACAUUUGCGAAUGCUACAAGGAUGAGUCGCUUCAUGACCUGGUUACUCAAUUCUUUUCCGUCGAAUCAUUGGGAAUCACAGAAACGGCGUGUCCAGAAUCCGAAGAAGUACAGAGGGCGAAUCAAAUUCUACGAGCGACCACGAAGCGGAUGGGGCCGCGUUUUGAAACGGGUCUUAUAUGGAAAUAUGACAAAUUUGAAUUCCCGGAUAGCUACGCGAUGGCAGUAAGAAGACUUGAGUGUUUGGAACGUCGAAUUCGAAGCGAUCCUGUGAUCGGAGAAAGCGUGAUGCGACAGAUGAGAGAGUAUCAAAUAAAGGGAUAUAUCCAUAAGGCGACAGAGGAGGAACUAGAAGGAGCUGAUCCGUGGAGAGUUUGGUAUUUGCCUCUUGGGGUUGCUUUAAACCCUAAAAAACCGACGAAGGUCCCGAUCUGCUCAACAGUUUACUGGCGGUGCUUUUUGGUUUUCGAGAAGGAAAUGUUUCACCAGGUGCAAAUAAGGAAGGAAGACAGACAUGCCCAGAGACUGCUAUGGCGCGAGCAUUCAUCCCACGAACCGGACAUUUAUUUGAUGGAUGUUGCCACAUUUGGUGCUGCUUGUUCGCCCUGCUCGGCGCAAUUUGUCAAAAAUCUAAAUGCGGCCGAACAUGCAGAGAGUUUUCCUGCCGCCGUUGAUGCCAUUCUACGUAAACACUACGUGGAUGAUUAUUUGGAUAGCGCUGAUAAUGUGGACGAAGCCGUGAAGCUUGCGCUGGAAAUCAAACACGUUCAUUCCUUAGGGGGGUUUCAACUGCGGAAUUGGUUAUCUAACUCCCAAGAUGUCCUCGCACGGGUCGGGGAUAAUGAUUCGGUUGCUGAAAAAAGCCUACAGCUGGAUAAAGACAGUGUAACGGAACGCGUACUUGGAGUAUUUUGGAAGUUAGAGAAGGAUAUGUUCACGUUUUCGUCAGCAAUGAGCACGCAUGAAGAACGACCAACGAAAAGGCAAGCGUUGAGCAUAGUCAUGAGCACGUUUGACCCACUAGGCUUCUUGGCACAUUUUACCAUACGUGGCAAGAUAGUGAUACAAUCCUUAUGGAGAGCGCAAACCAUCUGGGAUGAGUUAAUACCGAACAAACUUUGUGAGCAAUGGACCGCGUGGACGAGGCAAUUUCAGUGUUUACAUCAAGUACGGAUAGCACGCUGUUAUUUCCCACACCGAUCCGUCAACCAAAUCAUUUCGCUACAAUUGCACGUAUUUGUCAAUGCGAGCGAAGAAGCUUUUGCGUGCGUGGCGUACUUUCGAGCAGAAUUUAAAAAGCACUUCGAAGUGGCAUUAAUUGCGGGCAAGUCGAAAGUGGCGCCACUCAAAGUUCUAUCCAUUCCACGAAUGGAACUACUGGCAGCUGUAAUCGGGGUACGGCUUAUGAACACAAUCAUUGAUGGGCACACUUUGCGAAUCGACGAGUGCACCUUAUGGAGCGAUUCUAAAACCGUUCUGGCCUGGAUAAACUCUGAUCACCGUAAAUACCGUCAAUUUGUCGCCUGUCGCGUAGGCGAGAUACUAACAAAAACGAAGCAGUGUCAAUGGCGGUGGAUACCGUCGAAAGAUAAUGUGGCGGACGAUGCUACUAAAUGGGGGAAAAACCUUGUCAUCUGA